Messenger RNA from Stylophora pistillata, 1880 nucleotides. RefSeq lists its product as uncharacterized. Lineage: Eukaryota; Metazoa; Cnidaria; Anthozoa; Scleractinia; Pocilloporidae. The record is from RefSeq and is a predicted model, not a curated record.
UUUCGUUCUACGAAGCGGAAGUGAACGACCGUGUUCUCAAUAGAAGUGUUUGACUGCUUCUCUUGGAGUCGUUCGAUUAUUUAAAUCACUCCAUACGACAUUUAAAGCAAACUGCAGACAGAUUGAGACGGAAGAUGGCCAGUCAUCCUCAAGAGAGCUCAUUACAAGCUGUCGAUGUCAACAGAUCAGACCCUGAAAACGAAACUUUAGAUGUUACCAAGUGUAUUUCUGCCAGCAACCCAGUUAAACAAGUAACUACGGUCAGUGAUACCAGAAAACAAAAUGCAGACAAAAUGGAAUCCUUGGAUGUGACUGAGUCACAGGGAGGCCAAUCUUUAACAGAACAACUUGUUAAAGCGCUAGUCCCACCAGCUUCUUUCAAUAAUGAAUCUUUCUUGAACAAGAAAGACUUGAUGGAUCGUAUCAAAGGCACCAUUUAUGGAAAUUGUAUUGGAGAUGCGAUAGGACUUUUAACAGAAUUUAUGACAAAAUCUGAAGCUGCACAGAUUUACAGUAAGAAAAGCAUUGUACAGAGAGUAAAGAGACUUUUCAGUGCAGAUCAAGACAAGGUACAUUUGGAAUAUGAUAUGAAAUUCAACGAUGGUCAUCGGUGGAAAUGGGACACUGGAGACUGGACAGAUGACUCAGAUCAAAUGAUUUUGAUUUUGCAGUCUUUGUUGGACAAUGAUGGAAAGAUGGUUCCUGUUGAUUUUGGCAAAAAAAUGAAAUUUUGGAGCAGAAGAGGUUUUCCAGAGCUAGGUGAUAUUGGUGGAAUGGGAAUCGGCAGCACCACUCGUAAUGUUCUGCAUCAUCCUGACUUUCUUACUGAUCCACACAAGGCAGCCGAGUACGUCUGGGAAUCUUCAGGUCGCUUUCUUGCUCCAAACGGAGGUGUCAUGCGCACUUCAAUUCUAGGAGUUCAUAACUUUGGCGACAUAGAUGCAGUGAUAAAGAACACUAAGGCAGCAUGUAAAGUCACCCAUGCAGACCCAAGAUGCAUUGCAUCUUGUGUUGCCGUGACAACAGCCAUUGCAAUGAUGUUGCAGGGAAAGCAUUUUGUGGAGGAGUCUGGAAGCUAUGAUGCUGAGGCAUUGAUUAAGGAAGCUUUUGGUUAUGCCUGUGCCACACUUGAAACUGACGAGCAGAAAGAGGGUUUGGAGGAACACAUGUUUGCUAAGUCAUUGAAAGAUCUACAGCUUGACGAACGCGGUAAAAUAGGUUACACGUACAAAUGUUUAGGCGCCGGGAUUUGGUCCUUGAGGCAGGAUGAUUUUCGUGCCGCUAUCGAAGCUGUGGCAUAUGAGGCCGGAGAUGCGGACACAAAUGGCGCAGUAGCCGGAGCGCUGUUAGGCUGCAAACUGGGUGCCAGUAAACUGCCAGAGUCUUGGCUCAAUGAAUUGCUACAUAAAAAGUGGCUAGAUGAGAAGAUUGAGAAGUUCUUGGCUCUACUUGGUCUUACUGAAUGAAGAAUGAAAACCCGCUCCUUAUUUACUGUGACAAUAUAUAUUGUUGUGAGGUAAAAUUGGAAGUUGCUAUUUUGAGAUUUUUCCAGUUGAGCCUUUUGUUUUGUUAAGCCUUGCCUUUUGCGCCUACGUGUUGUUUUGAUAGAUUUAUAACUUUGAUCUUUUAUUUUUAUGGUAUGCUUGAACUUGGCUCAGUUUGCGGAUUUCCUUUAAACCGUGCUAGACAUUCUAAUCGCUUGUUAUGGUUGAGGAUAAUAAGUUUCCUAGAUGGUCAUGUUUGGGUUGGUAAAACUGACCUUGAGGUUUUUACCCAUACAGAAGAUCCUGUUUGCGCGCGCGAUUCUCGUGCGCAGCUCGAUCAUUGGCGUUUAAUUGGUUCCUUAGUGCUCGCCAAGUACUUCGGAGCAAGCCACCCAA